Messenger RNA from Plasmodium fragile, 3504 nucleotides. RefSeq lists its product as uncharacterized. Bases 1 to 3504 code for a protein of 1167 amino acids. The record is from RefSeq and is a predicted model, not a curated record. The transcript has a single exon. NCBI's taxonomy places the organism in Eukaryota, Apicomplexa, Aconoidasida, Haemosporida, Plasmodiidae.
AUGUGGGGUACGACACUGUAUGUAGCUCAGCUACUUCUGCUACUCACACGGAGCCUCCAGUGCAGGAAGAGGCAUCCCCACCAGGGGUACCUACACGGGAUUGCCCAUCCCACACUUAGACAUGAGAACAGAAGCAGGAUACAUAAAAUGUACGCAAGGAAAAAAAAAAAAGAUACAGAGCAAGAGUAUUAUAAUAAUUUUUUUAAAGAGCUAGAUAAAAUAUUUAAUGAAGAAGAUGAUGAGCAGAAGCAGGUCGAGGAAGAAGAGAGAAGGAAGGAGGAGGAAAUGGACGCUAUAAGUGAGCAGGACCUUCUGGAAGUGAAUUUCUGCAACUAUGAAAGGGACCCCAGGAGCUUGGCCAACUUGGUCAGGAACAAGACGGAGGAGGAGGGGGAGGCCUCUACCCUUGGAGGGGAUAAAGAGACCAUGCCAUACAGCUACGACUACGAGAGAGUGCUUAAGGGAAAGGAAUUCCUACCAGAAAAAAUUCUUUUAAAGGAAAAGUUAUCACUGGAAGAAGAUGAAGAGAAGAUUGUUGACCGAGUGGACGUGAACACCAUGAAUGAUUUUUUAAGUAAUUACCAGAAUGACUUCCAGGGUCCUUUUUACAAGGGACGCAGGGAUACGCGUUUCGGUCGAGAGGAUCUCCAAGGGGAGGAGUUCAGUUCAGAGGAGGGGGAGCAGAACAAGUUAAGUGGUGAUAAAAGUGCAGAGGCGGGUAUAAAGCAUGGUGGUAGUGAGAAGGACCAGCUCGAAAGCAUACACUUCUUGAGGAGCAUCCGGCGCGAAUUUGACCUUGAUCGAGGCAGCGAUAUGGUUGAGGCGGUGCGUCAGGUGGAGGGGCACUUCAUGAAAGGGAGUGUUGCAGGGGGUGGCGAUAUGCAUGGCGAUAGGCAUGGCGAUAGAGAUGGGGCAGAGGUUGACGACCGCCCCUUUGAGAAACACGUGGAGGAGGAAAUCAAGAGGCGCUGCACGGAUGAUGAGACGGUGGAAAAACUGAUAUGGAAAAAAUUCAUCGACAUGUACAAAGUAGACGAGGCGGUGAAGAAGACAAAUGAACAAAUAAAAAAAAGCCAAAGCGUUAGCGCAUUACUGGAGCUGUUUAUGGAAAAAAAACCAAAAAACAUAAUAAACAUUAUGUACAUGUUCAUGUAUAUUUGUAGAUUUAAAAAUGCAAACAUGAUGGAAUAUAUAUAUGACAGAAGAUUUGCUUCCUUAACGGAUAGUUUGGAAGAGGUGUUGAAAUUUUACCUGUACAUGUUCAGAAAAAAAAUAGACUGUUCAGGUGAAAAGAGGAAGACGGAACGGACAAUCAUUUUAAACAGCAGCAACAUUAUUUUUUUACUGAAAUAUAUGAACAAAUUGAAAUUAUUUUACAUAAAUUUGAGUAUUUAUAAUUUGCUAUUUUUGAUCAUGUCUCAAUCGCUUCACCUGUUCAGCAUCGACUCUUUAGUCGUUCUCUUAGCCUACUUGAAUGAAUACUCUUACUAUGGGAAUGAAAUUCACAAGAAAAUUAACCGUUCCAUUUUGAGAAAAUUUUUCCAACUUGUCCGUGUGGACAGGUCCAACCUCUCUAAACUCCACUAUGGCCACUUCAAGUUACUCGUAUCUGUGUUGGUGAAACACAGGUAUGUUGACGAUGUUGCGUCUUGCCUGCUGGUGACUCACUUCGCCAAGGACACAGAACGUGCAAUUGAAAGCGUGCGGAGUGGCCAAGCUUACUCGGGCAACAAAGACAUUUGCGAUGUCCUCUUCUACGACUCCAAAACGAAGGAACAAAAAAAAAACAAAGAAAAUUACAUGGCCUACCUGGAGAAUCAGCAAAUAGUACAGAGGAAAAAAGACGUAAAAUUUUUAUACACUUUUUUACAAUACUUAAUGAUUGGUAAGUUUGCUCAGGGAGAGGAAACUGUGAAACGACUAGUAGAUUUAUUUUUGCAAAACCUGUCCUUGUUCCAAGUGGAAGAUGUGCUCGCCAUUUUUUUCAACUCCGGGCAGCUCCAGCAUGGAGACCAGUACAGCUCUCUGAUGACCCGCUGCAAGCACGAGUUGUUGCAGCAGAAGAGUUUGUUAAAGGACUUUCAAAUAAACCAGGUGCUCUCCUUUUUCAUACUGGGCUAUAGGCGGUCCGUCCUUUUGCGGGACUACCACAGACGCCUGUUCAAGCAUGCACGCUACGUUCUGCGGAGGGACCAACCCACUCCGGGAAAAGAACCUCCCCUGGACACUCUACCCCACCUACUCUCUUCCAGAAGCCAAAUGCGCGCUCUUCAGCGAAAACACCUCCUCACCAACGAGGCAUUUAAAGACCCCCAGUUCCUCUACGACUUUACACACGACAUACACAGCUUUGUAAAAUUUAAAAAUAUGCACCUGUUGAAGUUUGUUUAUAACAUGUACCUACUCAGUCUCCUCUACUACAAGAAUGCUGAUGUCCUUCGCAUCGUUUCAGAGGUAUCCUACGAUUUAAUAGAAACGAAUAUUUUUUCCUUCAUUGACCAGUACUCCUACUACAUGUACGAAGACAUUUACAUCAUCAUUAAGGCAUUCAAGUAUGUGUCCUUUUUUCAAAUAAAUUUAAUUGACCCAUGGAAAAAGUUUUUUUUUCUUUUAGAACAAUUUUCAAAAUCAUUGAACUUGCAGAAUAUAUAUGACAUUUUUUUUUUCAUUAAUAUUUGUAACUUACAAAAUUUGAAGUGCGAAAAUUACAACGUGUUGAAAGUUCUGACCGAGCGCAUGAAACAAAUUUUGGAAGUCCUGGCCAAAUACGACCUUCACCAGUUUAGUACACACCCCCACACGUACCUGUUAAACGUUUUAAGCCUCGUCCGGGAGAAGCGGAACGAGCACGUGUGCGCCUUUGCCCAGACCUUCUUCUACUCUGUGUAUAAGCGGCUAUGCGGGGGGUCGGAAAAUGCGUCCCACGACAAUGUCUCGAGUGAAAAUAUGCCUCGUGAAAAUACGCCACGUGAAAAUACGCCCCAUGAAAAUACGCCCCAUGAAAAUACGCCCCAUGAAAAUACGCCCAGUGAGAACAUCCCACGUGAGCCGCGCGAAGCCUACCGACGAGUGAGCAGACGCCCAUACAACUUCCGAGACGCGAGGCUCUUCCUUCAAGCAUUCCUAACCUACUACAACGAAAAGCAGGAGCACCUAAACUUACCCAUUGUCCACUUUGCCCUGUUCAAUGUGGAAGAGUUCUUGUGUGAGCUGCGUGAAAACGUGCACUACUACCAUAGUAGCUACAUAUAUGGGUCACAGAUGGCGGAGCUUUUGUCGUUGAUACGCCAACUGGUGGACAAGAAAAUGUACAAUGGGCACAUCAUGCGCACGCUUGUGUUAAUAAUUAAGCACAUGAUACAUAUUCAAGGGGUUCACAAUGGCAGUGAUUAUGCUAGCGGGGUGAACAUUUUUAAGCCCUUCUUUGCACGCUUCUCCCAAGUGACGGAUGCGAACGUGUGGCGCUUCAUUAGACGACACGCGCCACUCACCUUCCAAGUGUAG